AUGUCAGCACCUGUUAAGUUUGAUUAUCUCAUUUCAAGAUCGGGUGAUGUUAUAUUUUCUUUUACAGUCGGUACAUUAGCUUAUUUUUUGAAUGAAAGAGAUAAUCCACGAGCACAAAAUGGAAAAACUUUAAAAGACUUGGUCUUACGAGCAAGACAAAAAAAGAUUGACGAAAGAGAAGCUAGACGACAACAGCAACAACUGUAA
Molecule: messenger RNA, 207 nt
Organism: Cokeromyces recurvatus
Lineage: Eukaryota; Fungi; Mucoromycota; Mucoromycetes; Mucorales; Mucoraceae
Exons: 2
Coding region: 1-207 (68 amino acids)
Biological process (GO): protein secretion
Source: RefSeq, a predicted model, not a curated record